Agrilus planipennis (emerald ash borer) is the source of this 3123-nucleotide messenger RNA. RefSeq names its product exosome complex exonuclease RRP44 (gene Dis3). Gene Ontology annotation, cellular component: cytoplasmic exosome (RNase complex); nuclear exosome (RNase complex). NCBI's taxonomy places the organism in Eukaryota, Metazoa, Arthropoda, Insecta, Coleoptera, Buprestidae. The coding region runs from base 173 to 3034 and encodes 953 amino acids. Gene Ontology annotation, molecular function: RNA binding; 3'-5'-RNA exonuclease activity; endonuclease activity. The transcript has 13 exons. The record is from RefSeq and is a predicted model, not a curated record. Gene Ontology annotation, biological process: rRNA catabolic process.
GUUCAUUCUAUGAUUGCUGCUUUUACAUUCUAACCUACGAUUUUAACCAUAGAUAAUCAUAACCCUAAAUGUUUGUGUGAAUAACAGUUUUUAUUUAGUUAUUAGACAAUAUUUAAAUAACGAAUAAAACAGUGUUUUGUGAGGCAUCUAAUUUUUCUUAAAAAACUGUACAAUGUUCACAACUAAAGUUUUCAUUAGGAAAAAUAAAAUUGGAAACUUUCUGAAGAAUAUAAGGGAACACUAUUUAAGAGACGAUUUAUUUUGUGGCUUUACUAGCUGUAAUGUAUGUAAACCAGAAGACACUGCUCUUUCGUCUAAUAUUGAAAAUAAAAGUGGUUUAUUUAAUUACCCACAUUAUCUAAUACUAGAUACAAAUAUUAUACUAGAUCAAAUGGAUAUUUUAGAGGAAGAUGUUAUAUGUAAUGUUAUUAUUUUACAUACUGUUCUUAAAGAAGUAAAACAUAGGAGUUUGGCAAUUUAUAAACGAUUAAAUGCCGUUAUAGAUAAUCCAAAUAGACAUUUUUUUGUUUUUAUAAAUGACCAUCACAGAGAAUGUUAUGUUCCUCAAGAAGAUACUGAACUAAUAAAUGAUUACAAUGACCGCUGCAUACGAACAGCAUGCUUGUGGUACAUAAAUCAUAUACCAGAUGCAAAAUUUGUGUUCAUUACAGAUGAUGCUAGAAACAGAGCACUUGCUGAAGAAGAAAAUAUAACUACAUGUUCUAUUGAGCAAUAUGUAAGAAGCAUUAAAGAAAACAACCUUUUAGAAGACAAAUUAGCAAAAAGAGAUUAUCAUGUUGAAUCUGAUACUCAAGACUUAUUCCCAGCCCAUUUAACAGUUACACAGGUUCAAGAGGGCAUCAAGGAAGGACGAUUACAUCAAGGGACCUAUAGAGCUUCUACUUCCAACUUUUUAGAAGGCUUUGUUAGUGUGGAUGGUUACGAAGAUGCUAUACUGGUGCAAGGUCGUUCAGGUCAAAAUAGGGCUAUUGAUGGUGAUUUGGUUGCCGUGGAAAUUUUCAAAGAACAAGACUGGAUUGCUCCAAGUGAGAUUAUUUUAGAGGAUGAAAGUAGAGUCGAUACUGCGGUAGAAGAAGUUUUAUUGAAAGAAAAUGAGUUGAAGGAGUACAGUACAGGGAAGAAGAAAAAAGAGAAAGCUAAACCAACAGGAUGUGUCGUGGGAAUAAUCAGAAGAAAGUGGCGACCAUUUUGUGGGAUUCUACAACAGGAUGCUCCUGAAGGUGCCCUAUAUCAUCUCUUUGUUCCUGCUGAUAAGAAAUUUCCCAAAAUACGAAUAGAAACGAGACAAGCAGAAUUCCUAAAGACCCAGAAAAUUGUGGUGGUAAUCGAUGAUUGGCCUAGGUAUUCUAGGUAUCCUGCAGGCCAUUUUGUGAGAGCAUUGGGCAAGAUUGGGGAUCAAGCUACAGAAAACGAAGUUGUGCUAUUAGAACAUGACGUACCACAUAGCAAAUUUUCAGAAGAAGUCUUAAGUUGUCUCCCAAAGUUACCGUGGAUUAUAACCGAAGAGGAUGUUGCAAAACGUACAGAUCUUCGUCAUCUGGACAUUUGUUCAGUAGACCCUCCGGGAUGUACCGAUAUCGACGACGCCUUGCACUGUAGAGAAAUCGAGGGCGGGAUGUUAGAAGUGGGCGUACACAUAGCCGACGUUUCGCAUUUUAUCCGGCCUGGAUCCGCACUGGAUGUCGAAGCUGCUAGCAGGGCUACCACUGUUUAUUUAGUUGACAAAAGAAUUGAUAUGGUUCCAGCAUUAUUAAGUUCCAAUUUAUGUUCUCUUCGUGGAGGAGAAGACCGUUUUGCAUUCUCUUGCGUCUGGGAAAUGGAUAAAAAUGCAAAUAUUCUUAAGACAAAAUUUCACAAAAGUAUCAUUCGAUCAAGAAAAGCGAUGACUUAUGAAGAAGCUCAAUUAACUAUAGACGAUAAAUCUAGGAACGAUUCAAUAGCCCAAUCUCUACGAAAUUUAAAUAAUUUGGCAAAAAUUUUGAAACAAAGACGUUUAGAGAAGGGAGCGUUAGUGCUUGCUUCUCCUGAAGUGAAAAUUAGAAUGGACUCGGAAACAAUGGACCCAAUUGAUGUGGAAGUGAAAAAGUUGUUUGAAACCAAUUCUAUGGUAGAAGAAUUCAUGUUAUUGGCAAAUAUAAGUACUGCUGAGAAGACUUUAAAAGACUUUCCUGAUUGUGCUAUGCUUAGAAGACAUCCUGAACCUCCCAAAAUAAAUUAUGAGCCACUUGUUAAAGCUGGGAAACAUUUGGGUUUCGAAAUAAAAACAGGCUCAAACAAAGAAUUGGCAAUUUCUAUGGACAAUGCAGUCAAAGAGGACAAUCCGUAUAUGAACACAAUGUUGAGGAUUCUGGCGACACGUUGUAUGAUGCAAGCUGUUUAUUUCGCAAGUGGCAUGUUCCAAAAAGAGGAUUAUUACCAUUACGGUCUUGCUGUGCCCCUUUAUACGCAUUUCACGUCACCUAUAAGACGUUAUGCGGACAUAAUCGUGCAUCGACUACUGGCCGUGUCCAUAGGUGCUGAUGUGACUUAUCCUGAUCUCCUGGACAAGCACAAGACGAGUGAUUUGUGCCAAAAUCUGAAUUACAGGAAUCGCAUGGCGCAACUUGCAGGGAGGGCUUCUGUGGCUUUCAAUACUCACUUAUUCUUUAGAGGGAAACUUCAGGAUGAAGAGGCUUACAUUCUAUCUGUACGAAAGAAUGCCUUACAGAUCCUUAUACCCAGGUAUGGCUUGGAAAGUACUCUUUACUUAUCCCAAAAGGGUAAAAAGUCCAUAUUUGAAUACAAUGAAGAGGAUCAGACUCAAAAGUAUGAGGAUGUCGUCUUUCAUGCCUUUGAUCCUGUCAUUGUGAGACUUGCACUGGAUUCAAAUAACAUCCAACGUGAAAAGCUUGUCCUCCAAUUGGUGUUUCCUGUUGUUAAAGGUUUCAGCAUUCCACCAUUGAACGAAGAACACAAGAGGAAGGUCGAAACAGAUCAAAAGAAGACAAAAGCAAAAAAAUCGAAGAAGAAAUGAAAAAAAUUGAAUGUGAAAAAAUGAAAUAAACUUCCAUUUGGGAAUGCAAUGUAUGAAAAUGUGUAUAUAAUAAUCAUUUUUGUAAAGAU